CCUCCCUCUUGUUCUUCCUGCGUCCCCCUGUGGAGUGCGGCGCUGGCCUUCCGCGCACGGCGGCUCACUGCGCCUGCGCGGCGUGUGGACGCCACACGCUCCCGGAAGUGGGAGGUGGCCGCUCGAGUUUGUGUGGCCGCCGCCGCGGGAACGCGAGCCCGGUAAUUUUUCAACGGAGAAAGCCGAGGCUUUCGGGUUCGGCACAGUGAGACUGAGCAAGUGUUCGGCUGUAGCAGCUCUCCUCUGGAGUGACAGCCGGCAUGGAGGAUCCACAGAGUAAAGAGCCUGCCGGCGAGGCCGUGGCUCCCGCGCUGCUGGAGUCGCCGCGGCCGGAGGGCGGGGAGGAGCCGCCGCGUCCCAGUCCGGAGGAAACUCAGCAGUGUAGAUUUGAUGGCCAGGAGACAAAAGGAUCCAAGUUCGUUACCUCCAGUGCGAGUGACUUCAGUGACCCAGUAUACAAAGAGAUUGCUAUUACAAAUGGCUGUAUUAAUAGAAUGAGUAAGGAAGAACUCAGAGCUAAGCUUUCAGAAUUCAAGCUUGAAACCAGAGGAGUAAAGGAUGUUCUAAAGAAGAGACUGAAAAACUAUUAUAAGAAGCAGAAGCUGAUGCUGAAAGAGAGCAAUUGUGCUGACAGUUAUUAUGACUACAUUUGUAUUAUUGACUUUGAAGCCACUUGUGAAGAAGGAAACCCACCUGAGUUUGUACAUGAAAUAAUUGAAUUUCCUGUUGUUUUGCUGAAUACGCAUACUUUAGAAAUAGAAGACACGUUUCAGCAGUAUGUAAGACCAGAGAUUAACACACAGCUGUCUGAUUUCUGCAUCAGUCUUACUGGAAUUACUCAGGAUCAGGUAGACAGAGCUGAUACCUUCCCUCAGGUACUAAAAAAAGUAAUUGACUGGAUGAAAUUGAAGGAAUUAGGAACAAAGUAUAAAUACUCAAUUUUAACAGAUGGUUCCUGGGAUAUGAGUAAGUUCUUGAACAUUCAGUGCCAACUCAGCAGGCUCAAAUACCCUCCUUUUGCUAAAAAGUGGAUCAAUAUUCGGAAGUCAUAUGGAAAUUUUUACAAGGUUCCUAGAAGCCAAACCAAACUGACAAUAAUGCUUGAAAAAUUAGGAAUGGAUUAUGAUGGGCGGCUUCACUGUGGUCUUGAUGACUCUAAGAAUAUCGCCCGAAUAGCAGUUCGAAUGCUUCAGGAUGGGUGUGAACUCCGAAUCAACGAGAAAAUGCAUGCAGGACAGCUAAUGAGUGUGUCCUCUUCCUUACCAAUAGAGGGCACUCCACCGCCACAAAUGCCACAUUUUAGAAAGUAACAACAGUUUUGUGUGUGGAUCAUUCCAGUUGAAGUUGCUAUGAAGAGGUAGCAGAUGAAUCUCAUUGAAUUAGUCCUAUAGUGCAAACUUUAAGCACCUUAAAACAUUUAAAAUCUUAUUACAGGUGAUAGAGAUAGAUACAUGUAUGUGAACAGAUUUUGUAGGAAGGCAUACUGAAUUCUUUGUCACCAGCACUUUUGAUAUGAGCAGUAUUCGUUAUACAGUAACAGUUCCUGCUUAGAACUGAAUUUUAUAAUUUAAGAUGUUCAAUAUAUAUUCUUUUUGGUUUUAAAAUUGCAAAAUCUUAUUGGCUGUUCUCUUGAAUGUCGUAUCUUACUGGUGUUUAAAUAUGUAAUGUAUUUCUUUAUUAACAUCACUAGAUGAAACCAUAUCUUAAAAUGCAGAAAUGAUUGGAAGGUAGGUCUUAUCUAGCCUUUGGAUUUCAAGAAUAUCAUAGUCCUUUUGAUUUUCAAAGUUUAUAUGUGAAGUUCACCAUGUAUGUGGUGAAUUUCAUAAGGUACUUGGUAUACAUAUUUGCCUAUGUUUCUUUUCAACUCAUAAUUGGAAGAAUUGUGUUGGGUUAUAGAGUCUGGUUAAAAACUCAGUUACCGAAGGAAUUAAUGACAACUCAGAAGAAAAUACUAAAAGGAAUAUUGUAAGGGCUGUAGCUCAGACUUAAUAGUACAUAAAUCACUGCGGUCUUUUUGGAUUUGGUUGUUUGAUUCGCCUUCCUUUUUUGACAUAUAUAUGCCUUAAUUCUUAAAUCUGAGGGACCAUGCUUUGAAAUAGACUGAAAAUUAAGGGUCACCACCUAAUUUUACUUUGUAUUCAGUAUCGUAAGUGAGGUUAAUAAAGUCAAUACUUUCUACCAUAUAUUAUGUUUUUGUUAUUAAAAAACUUCAUUGGCCACCAGUGAAGUCAGUCAAUAAAAGACUUGUUUUUCUGAUUUUACAUAGUAAAUGGCUGCUAAAUAUUGUGUAAUUCUUAACUAAUUCUAAAAGCUAAAAGUGCAUUUUGACUUCAUAAGGUAAAACUCUUAUCUAGAGGCUAAACCCAUGUAUUUUCAGAACUGAAUUUUUCUCCUUGUAGCUUUCAGGGAACAAUUUCAUUGACAUUGCUUGCUUCCUGCCUUUUACCUUUUAAUAAAAAUUGUGAUGUUAGUUUAUUCUAAAGAUUUAUAUUUUAUAACCAAAUGAAUUUCCUCAAAGGUUUCCAAACCUGAUGUAUAGGGUGAAAAGCAGGAAAGUAAACAUUUUUCUUGGCGUGGGAAUUCUGUACAUAGGGCAGUAGAUUUCUUAAGCCAAUAAAUUUCUGCUUUUGAGCAGUAGUCAUAUAAUCAGUAUCGUAAAGAAAAAUGUGUAAAUAACAGAAGGCAUAUGAGUGUGUGGUGUUCUAGAUGUUACAGAUUAUAGUAAAAUAAGGAAAUCUAAGUGCUUUAAGUUUGUACAGUUAACUGUUAGGUUAAGAGGGCUGUAUGCUGAGAUGUUUGUGAAUCCCAGAUAGCACUGUAAGAUAACCUGUAAAAUAUUACUGAAUACUGAAUAGCUGAAACUGCGAUUGGAAAAUCUCAUGAUGACAAGGAAAUACUACGUUUCCAGUUUUUUUUAGCUCUAUCUGCUAAUUUCUUUGCCCAUUUUCACUUUUGCCAAGUACCAGCAAGCUCAUGUUGUAUUUCUUUUUAAGAACUUCAACAUUAUAAGCUCUCACUACCCUAUUUUGUUGUUGUUGUUGUUGUUUGAGACAGAAUUUUUGCUUGUCUGCCAGGAUGGAGUGCAGUGGUGCGAUCUUGGCUCACUGCAACCUCCGCCUCCUAGGCUCAGGUGAUCCUCUUGCCUCAGCCUCAGGUGAUCCUCUUGCCUCAGCCUCCUGAGUAGCUCGGAUUACAGGUGUGUGCCACCACACCCGCCUCAUUUUUGUAUUUUUAGUAGAGGUGGGGUUUCACCAUUUGGUCAGGCUGGUCUCGAACUCCUGACCUCAAGUGAUUUGCCCACCUUGACCUCCUACAGACGUGAGCCACUGCGCUCAGCCAUAGAUUUUACUGUCUUAACCCGUUUUAAUUCCUCUGUUGAGUCUCUGUCGUCCCCUCCAAUCUGAUUUGGGAUUUUGCUGAUGAAAUGAUACUAAACAUUGAGAGUACUGCUUUUUACUCUGGCUUUUAUUGUGUUGUCUUUGAAAGACAAAUAGUACAACUUUUUACAACGAAACACAUAAGAGAUGGAUGUCCACGAAAACAAUAUUAGUAUAUUGUGUUAUUGUUUCUUCUUAUUAAUAGUAUUUACAAACUAUUAAUUACUAGCUAUGUUAAUUUUUAUUCUAUGCUUCAUAUGCUCUGACAUUGACACAGUGGAUUUCUGCUGAUUUUUUUCAAAUCCACAGUCUUUAUAACCAACUGAAGUGUAUAAUAGAGCAUUAUAUUUUAUCUUUAUUUGGUUCUUUUGGAUCAAGUAUUUAACAUUUGCUCUGAAAAAAAAUGUUUUUGUGAUGUGUCUUUGUUGCCUUGAGAUCUGUUUAUCCUGCCUCCUAGGGAGAAGUUUCUGCCUGGAUUGAAACAAGAAAAUCCAGGAGUCACAAGCAUGUUACCUAUUAAAAGAGAAAGGGUAUUUCUGAGGACUAAUUAAAAUGCUAAUUUUUUUAAAAGAUAUGACUAGUUAAUUUUUACUGUAUCACCCCAAGUAUUAUCCCCAAAAUGAUCAUGCAAAGCAGAAUAAUUUGGAGACCAGGAGAAAAACUGGUAGUAGGAUUACUGGGGAGGGGAAGAAGCACAGGUGGUCAAGAUAAUAAUGCAUGUUUGGCCUCAGCUGUAGGUAGACGUGCCAAAGAAACUACCUGCCUCACAGAUGAGCACACACGGGUGCAUUGUCAAAGUCUGAGAAGGAUGUAUUUUACCUCGAAGGAAGACUUUCCAUUUCUAAGCUACCAUGGAGAAGUAUAAGCUCCUUGAGGCCAGAGACUGACUUCUGCAUCUUUGAUUCCAGCGACAUAUGAUAAAAUGUUUUGCACAUAGUUGAAUCCAGCAUUGAUAAAUGAAGGACAGCAUUACAUCUUUUUUCUAUUAUACUUAGAAAUUUCCUCUUUGUUCUGCACCACCACCCUGUGUAUCAAGCCUCCCUGCCCCACAAAGCUUCCAAAGCCCAUAAAUUUGUUAAUCUAGAGCCGGGGUCAGCAAACUGCCACCCAUGGGCCAAAUCUGGCCUGCUGUCUAGUUUUGUAUGGCCUACAAACUAACUAUGGUUUUUAUAUUUGUUGAUGGCUCAAAAUAAUAUUUUGUAUAAUGUGAAAAUUACGCGAAAUUUUAGUUUCUCUAAAUAAAGUUUUGGAAAGAA
Nomascus leucogenys (northern white-cheeked gibbon) is the source of this 4633-nucleotide messenger RNA. RefSeq names its product exoribonuclease 1 (gene ERI1). Gene Ontology annotation, biological process: exonucleolytic trimming to generate mature 3'-end of 5.8S rRNA from tricistronic rRNA transcript (SSU-rRNA, 5.8S rRNA, LSU-rRNA). NCBI's taxonomy places the organism in Eukaryota, Metazoa, Chordata, Mammalia, Primates, Hylobatidae. The record is from RefSeq and is a predicted model, not a curated record. Gene Ontology annotation, molecular function: 3'-5'-RNA exonuclease activity; nucleic acid binding. Gene Ontology annotation, cellular component: cytoplasm; nucleolus.